Messenger RNA from Tripterygium wilfordii, 1189 nucleotides. RefSeq lists its product as uncharacterized. Bases 58 to 825 code for a protein of 255 amino acids. The record is from RefSeq and is a predicted model, not a curated record. Gene Ontology annotation, molecular function: protein binding. The transcript is spliced from 2 exons. Lineage: Eukaryota; Viridiplantae; Streptophyta; Magnoliopsida; Celastrales; Celastraceae.
UUCUCAAAUAACCGACAAUACUAUGAUUAAUUGGGUUCAUAUAUCAAAAAAUUAGUAAUGAAUCAUAAGACGCGCGAAAGGAAAGUAAUGGAGAUUGAAGGCGAAGAUGGUUCAAAAAUGAAACUCCAAAAUGGCACAGAGACGGUGUUUGGGAGAGGCUCGGGGUUCGAGACCAAUGACAGGGCCGUCUCUCGCCGCCACAUUUUGUUCGAGCUCAAAAUUCCGGCUGACGAAACUGACAUCCAAACAGGGACUAGGGUUUUAUGUCAAGUUUUCGGCAAGAAUCCAAUUUUUGUCAGGAGGGGAGAAGGAGGAGAGAUUGAAGUCUUAAGGCGUUUCGAGAGUGCCGAAAUUGCGGCCGGUGAUUGGUUCUGCGUUUCUAGUAGAGACCCGCUACGGUUCACUCUGAAGAGGAUUGAAGGUCAACAGAAUAAGGAUUCUGUGAGUGAAGAUGAAUCUUCUGAGAGAUUCGAAGAAAUUGAUGUUUCAAAGAUUGACCCUGUUCAAGAGUUCGGUUUUCUUGUCAUAGGGCAUGAAUUUGACUGCUAUCCUAAGAAUAGAAUACGUGAUGCUAAGAAUUGGAAAUGGUUUCUUGAGGGAAGUCGACAGGAUAGCGAUGAUGAAGAUGGUGGUGGGAGUUUGGAAGGAAAGGACAGGAUAGGUGGGAGGAGAAAACGGAAGAAAUCUCAAGGCAAUGAAGAUGACGAUGAAUGGACCGGGGAGAGUGAAGAUGAUAAUGAUGUUGCAACACUAAGAAAGGUUGGAAGACUGAAAUAUUCGACAAGAUCAAAAGACCACGACAAGCCUUCUAAAGGUGCAAAAUGAAAGACCUCAACCCCUGCACAGAAGAGAAGUGAAGAAAACGUUGAAGACGAGGAUGUAGAUGAUGAAACGCUAGGUGGUUUUAUUGUAAAUGACAAUGAUGAACAACAAUUAGAAGAGGCUGAAGAACAGGAAGAGGAGGAAUUUGUUGAAGAUGAUGAUGAUGAGCUAGAUGAAUGAUGGUAAGAGAAAAACAGAUCAAGACACUCUGUAGAGAAGCAGUUUAGGUUUCUUCAUGUUUUUGUUUCUGUAAAAUGUAACAUAUGCUCUGUGAUAUUCUUCAGCAUCCUGUUAACAAAAUUUAUCUGUCUUUCCUGACUUGUCAAAUUUACGAGGAUAAAUUCACCGAAAACUCUAUUUCUAACAA